GGUCAAGUCAACAUUUGGAUUGCGCCUCGACCAGUUCUGAGGCCAUCCGAGACACAAAACAAACUCCUUUGAGGGCUUUAAAAUCAGCCCCAGGUCCGGAAAUAAGACAAGGAAAAAAAAAAAAAAAAGCCCUCGGUUGCUGGUCCAGUCCUGUCCACAACUUGAAGUCUCCAUUCCUGCCACCCGCACGCACCUUCCUUCUCGGCCAAACCCCCCCCCUGGACUGGAAACGGCAACGGAAACUUUUAGUCUUCAUCUCUUCAGUCGAAGCCACCAAAAAGCGACGACUGAACUGGGGCCUCUCGUAUUCACUCUAUACUAGGACGAGUGAAUACCAUUACUUCAUACCAAUUCAAUUCCCUCCUCCUUCUGUCUCCCGACCCGCCCCAUACCUUAUCACUGGAUCUUACUACACAUACCUCUACCCUACCUACUUCUACCUAUAUCAUUCUUUAUUUCAAUUGCCGCGUCUUCUCCCUCAAAUACCCCAGAUCUGCCCCUCCAUGACAUAGGCUCUGAUGCCGUUGUCUUAAUUCAGUAAUCCUUUUCGUUGAUCUCCCAACCGUCUGUCACCACGCCACCCUGCCACAUCCUUGAGCAGACCCUGACACGCCGAGACAUCGAUCGACCUUCUCUUUUUUUUUUUUCUAUCUCUUACUUCUACUACAUACUGGCAGGACAGGAUAUUAGUAGCUUCCUGGAGGCACAUCACCGUUUGCCGUUUCGGCCUCUGCGUCGAUUUCAGGCGAUUCCGGUGCCGUCUCCGUCUUUGUUUCUCCAACCCCCAGUCCCCUAUCCCUUAUUGCCUGACGACAUCCUUCACCACUCAGGGGCACAUUUUCACCAUAAUACCACCUCCCGCGAUUGUCGCCCACCAUGGAACGACUUCGCAGUAUAACCCAGGAGAAAUGGGCGUGGAUAUGUCACCAUAUUGGUUUUCGGCCCAGGAAACUGAUGACCGAAGGCCACUUCCAGUAUCAAACAGUACACUAUACCCUCAUCAUUGGCCUCACAAUAGUUGGCUCAAUUCUUAUUUACGCCUCCCACAGGGGCCAAGUCGCCUAUGUCGACGCCCUCUUCUUCGCUGCUGGGGCGUGUACCCAGGGCGGCCUCAACACCAUUGAUGUUAACCUGAUCAACACCUUUUCCCAGGCCGUCAUCUUUUUGCUUGCCAUGCUCACUAACCCAAUAUCAAUCGGCUAUUACACGGUUUCCCUACGCAGAUAUUGGUUCGAAAAGAAGUUGCAGACCAUUGUCCAGGACGCCAAGCAGCGGAGAGGCACGAUUUCAAAGUCAAAAUCGCAGAUGCGGACCGACUUUCUAUCACAGGCGGAAAGAGGUGUUGCUGGCCGAGAGAUCACCGUCAUGCACGGUUCUGGUAGUCCACGCAUGACCAACGACGGCAUCUUGCUGGGCUCGUUCCAGAAGCCCACGUACGACAGCCGCGCGCCCCCCGAUCAGCGAGAUCCUGAUCAGCCCGAAGAUACCCGUCGACAGCCCGAAAUCAGGUUCGCCGGCACCGUGAAGAAGAGCGAUGGACUUGGCUUGGAUGCGAUAAAGCUUCCUCGGUCGGACGAGGAGCAUAUCGCAAUUCUUGAGCGACAGCGCAACCGAGACGACGAGGUGCUUCGAAUUCCCGGUCCAAGAGACAUGGAACGAGGCGCUAAGCCUAGACGGGUCGAUGAUUCUGCCGAGGAGGAUGACCGCGAGCCAGCUCAACGUGCGCCCAUGGUGACGCUCAAUGGCCGCGCACAAGCCAUCACCAUCGAGGAGCCCGACAGAAAUAAGUUAUACGAAACGCUGACGGAAGAUUUCGUCGACGAUGCCAAGAUGUUCACCCACUCUUUCGUGCCGCAACUCAACCAUCUCAAGUUCAGGAAGAACACACGGGCCCCUACCAGGAACCGUGGUGACGAGGAGGCAGACCCCAAACUGCAGCGGUCAAAUUCGAGAAUGUCUAGGCGCCCAUCGCUCUCAGCCAUGAGGUCGGCCUUUACCAAAGACAAGAUGGAGCCGACGCCCUACCUCAGCUGGGAACCGACACUGGGACGCAACUCCCAAUUCCACGACCUGACGGAAGAGCAACGCGAGGAGCUGGGAGGUAUCGAGUACCGUGUCUUGAAGUUGCUGCAGAAGAUCAUUCUCUGCUACUUCUUCGGUUUCUUUCUGUUGGGACUUGUCGGUUUGCUGCCGUGGAUCCUCCAUGAGGACCGCUGGGGUCAGGUUGUCGACCAGGCUGGCCAAAGCAGAGUCUGGUGGGCCUUCUUCACCGCGAACUCUGCUUUCAUGGAUCUGGGCCUUACCUUGACCCCCGACAGCAUGAACUCGUUCAAUACCGCUGUCUGGCCCUUGCUGUUGAUGAUCUUUCUCAUCAUCAUUGGCAACACCGGCUUCCCCGUCAUGUUGCGGUUUAUCAUUUGGGUCAUGUCCAUCGUCGUUCCGCGCGACUCGGGCCUCUACGAGGAAGUGCGAUUUCUGCUUGAUCAUCCUCGUCGCUGCUUCAUUCUCCUCUUCCCGUCUGGGGCGACGUGGUGGCUCUUUUUCAUCCUAAUCGGGCUCAAUUGUGCUGACGUUGUCUUCUUCGUCGUCCUGGACUUGGGAUCUGGGCCUGUCGACGCCUUACCUGGCGGUAUCAAGGUCCUCAAUGGGCUCUUCGAGGCAGCCUCAACGAGGACAGCUGGUUUUUCCUGCAUCAACCUCGCGGUCCUGCACCCGGCCGUCAAGGUGUCGUACAUGAUCAUGAUGUACAUCAGUGUCCUCCCCAUCGCCAUGUCGAUCCGUCGCACAAACGUGUACGAGGAGAAGUCUCUGGGCAUUUACAACAAUCCUGAAGGUGAGGAGGAAUCGGCUUCUCCGUCCAGCGAUUUGUCCUACAUCGGCUCGCAUUUGCGUCGCCAGCUCUCUUUCGAUUUGUGGUUUAUUGCUCUCUUCUUCUUCAUGCUCGCCAUCUCGGAAGGCACGCGGAUCAUGGACGGCGAGACCGAUAUGUUCGCGCUCAUGUUUGAGGUCAUCAGCGCCUACGGUACAGUCGGCAUGAGUCUUGGUUUUUCCACUGGUAACGCCUCUCUAUCGGCCAUCUUCAGCACGACAGGAAAGGUGUUCAUUAUCAUGACGCUGAUUCGAGGUCGGCAUCGUGGUCUUCCCUACGGCCUUGACCGUGCCAUCGUCCUUCCCAAGGAGCUGAACAGCAGCUCUUCCGAGGACGACGGGGUCGAAAGACAGCGUUCACACACGUCUGCCAUGAGUACUGGCCGUGAUGCCUGGAGCACCACCAGCAGAACGAGCCGCAGGCGUCACUGGCGCCAACGCAGCAACGACAUUGGCAACCAGAUCUUUGGCGCUCUGCUCCAUCCAGGGCCGCCCAGAGCCGCCAUGCCGCUGGAUGGACACCGUCCCCACCACGUUCCUCACGCGCAAACCUGGCACCCUGUCCACUUUGGUUCCGUCGGUAAGGCGCGGCCCUUAAAUAGAGACUCGCAUCACGGAAGCGUUGGCAGUCAGGGCGUCACCGGCCUUGGAGGUGGUGGCGGCGGUAACGGCGUCGGUAGCGGUGGUGGAGACGGCAUUAACCCUAAUGGCUGGCAUAGCAUGCGUAGGCGAGCAACGAAUCCGGAGCAACACCGCGAGGAGACGAUUCACGAGGGCUUCCCGUUCCCAUCUGACUCGGACCGCCGGCCUGAGUCCGAUCAGAAUACCCUGACGGACCCGCCAAGGCUGGGAGUGGGAGUGGAUCAUAAUCUGAAGUUGAUGAAGCGCAAGUCGGAGCCCAGUUUCCCGUCCACUCCUACUGAUUUUAGCGAGUGAUGGAUGUUUCUUGUUCCUAUGGCGAGGAAGAGGAUUUUAGGGUUUUAUUUCUUUCUUCAUUCAUACAUACCUCUCUUCUUACGUAUGGUGUUUUCUUUUCGGUCUUCUUCAACAAUGAUACCACGAUUUUUUUUCUUCUUUUUCUUCGGUGUUAGAGAGGGGAAAAAGGAAGGAAGGGUACACAUGAUAUGAUAUGGUACGAUAUGGUAUGAUACGAUAAUCCCCCUGGUUUUUGGUGUCUCGACAUACACAUAUCAUAUUCGACUCAUUGGCAUUGGUACACUACACAUUACGCUGCACAUCACACAUUACACAUGACAUUACAUCACACCGGCGACAAGCGAGGCGUUUUUCUUUUUCAUGCUACAGGACAUGUGCAGCUUCAUGAGACGGAAAAGUUCCGAAGGGCGGAAUUUGCAUCUUCUAGAUUCGCAUAUAUACGUUGCGCGCCUCACCGGCUUGUUUUGGCUAGGCUUGGCUUCUUAGAGGAUACAUACAUAACUUAUUAGAAGACGAACGGCGGCCUGUUACAGAGACCCGAGGAAAGCGAGCAAUGUUAAGGAUUUUAAUAUGCUUGCAGGAUCUCUGAUAGACGCUACACACAGCUCGCCAUCCGCCGCUACAUAGGCAUACAGACAUGGUACAAGUUUUUCUUGGGGGGAGAAAGGUAGAAUAAUAGUCCUUGUUAGACUACCUUGACCAGUAUCUUGUCCUUGCAACUUGUCGAUGUUGCUAACUCAGUUUCGAACAACUGUAUCUGUAUCUGUCUCUG
Neurospora crassa OR74A is the source of this 4576-nucleotide messenger RNA. It is a transcript of the gene trk, whose product is annotated as trk-1. Gene Ontology annotation, molecular function: high-affinity potassium ion transmembrane transporter activity. Gene Ontology annotation, biological process: potassium ion import across plasma membrane; intracellular potassium ion homeostasis. The record is from RefSeq and is a predicted model, not a curated record. Lineage: Eukaryota; Fungi; Ascomycota; Sordariomycetes; Sordariales; Sordariaceae. Bases 877 to 3804 code for a protein of 975 amino acids. The transcript is spliced from 2 exons. Gene Ontology annotation, cellular component: plasma membrane.